Molecule: messenger RNA, 830 nt
Organism: Rhagoletis pomonella (apple maggot)
Lineage: Eukaryota; Metazoa; Arthropoda; Insecta; Diptera; Tephritidae
Exons: 2
Coding region: 2-544 (180 amino acids)
Source: RefSeq, a predicted model, not a curated record
CAUGUACAUAAAUUGGUCAUUCGUUAAGGAUUUUCUCACCGCUUUUCAACCAAUCUCUAAGUGCACCCUAAAACUUCAAAAUGAGCAGUAUAUUAUAGGAGAUUUCUUCAGGGAUUGGCUUACUUGCGAACUAGAGCUUGCAGACCUGGUCCCAGACAAUAUUUAUGCAGAUUCCCUCCUAAAUGCGAUGAAAAUAAGAAAAAAUGUCCUUUUAGAAUAUAAGGCUUUCGUCGCUGCUCUAUAUCUAGAUCCAAGAUUUAAUUUUGAAGAAACACCUCUCUCUGAGCAAAAGGAUGUUGCAAUGGAUCACUUAAUAAGGACUUACGAAAUGAUCCAGAAUAUUGAAAAUCCAUCAGAAUAUGAGAAUGAUUGCACUUCUGGAGUUGUACCACAUACAACACAGGACAAUGAACUUCCAAGCACAUCGAAAGGGGCGUACCAUAAGUUAACGCUUCACGUACGGUCAUUGGCAAAAUCGCAAAGUGCAACGAGACCAAUCGUAAAACCUGACAUCAAACAAAAGCUGGUUAAUCUCUGUGUAUAAGAAAUGGAACCGUUCGACACAAAUGUCCUGGAAUACUGGAGAUAAUUUUAUCGGAAUGAGUGUGAGAUGUUGAAGUUAGCGGAGGUUGUAUUAGCAGUACCAGCAACACAAGUUUCUGUUGAGCGGGCUUUCGGCGCACUUUCUACAAUACUCACUAAGUUACGUACAAAAUUGUCAAAAAAUCGUUAUCGAAUCUAUUGAUAACAAAAUUAAAUUUUGAUAUUCUCCACUUCUCAAAAUUAGAAAUUGAAGAAAAUAAAUAGAUAAAAUAAUGCGAUGUAAUAAU